AUGGCCAAAUUCAACAUUAGAAAGCACAAGCGCCCCAGAAGACAUCUAAGUACAUCAUCCAAGAGAAGCUUUCAUUCCAACUCUGAAUCUGGCUACAGAAACUACUCGCUGUAUGUGAAAAGGGUCCAAAAGGAAGUUGUUCCCCACAAACGCAUAUCAUCUCACACCAUGGGCUUCCUGAACAGUCUGAUCAACAGCAUCUUUGAGCGCAUUGCCAUGGAGGCAGCCAAUGUGUUGUAUUUCCGAAAUCGGUGCACCCUCACCCCAGAAGAUAUCCAGAGGGCAGUACAUUUGGUGUUGCCUGGGAAACUAGCUCAGAAUGCAGUGGGUUUUGGAAGCGAAGCAGUCAACAGAUUCAUCCAUUCCUAA
This is a messenger RNA of Elephantulus edwardii (Cape elephant shrew), 369 nucleotides long. Its product is annotated as histone H2B subacrosomal variant-like. Gene Ontology annotation, molecular function: DNA binding; protein heterodimerization activity; structural constituent of chromatin. Bases 1 to 369 code for a protein of 122 amino acids. Gene Ontology annotation, cellular component: nucleosome. The record is from RefSeq and is a predicted model, not a curated record. Lineage: Eukaryota; Metazoa; Chordata; Mammalia; Macroscelidea; Macroscelididae. Gene Ontology annotation, biological process: nucleosome assembly. The transcript has a single exon.